Molecule: messenger RNA, 483 nt
Organism: Colletotrichum higginsianum IMI 349063
Lineage: Eukaryota; Fungi; Ascomycota; Sordariomycetes; Glomerellales; Glomerellaceae
Product: BolA-like protein
Exons: 1
Coding region: 1-483 (160 amino acids)
Source: RefSeq, a predicted model, not a curated record
AUGCUCUGCAGGUCGUGCCGCCGCGCAAUCGCGGUAGCCAAACCCGCCUCGAACACCAUCGCCAGAGCUUCCGCCGCGAGCCUCCCGAUCGCAACCAGAAACUACUCCUCUCAACGUGCCGCUACCCCCCGAUCAAGCCCGUCUUCUGUCUUCGUAUACCGCCCGUCACUCCACAUCACUCAGACGGCUCCGACGCGGUCCUACUCGGCCGAGACGUCUCCAUCAACACCAUCCAUCGAAAAGCCCGACCACCUCGAUGCCGCCGAGUCGACGAUAUGGGACAAGCUGGUGGCCGAGUUCGCGCCCUCGGAGCUCGUCGUGCAGGACGUGUCGGGCGGCUGCGGCUCCAUGUACGCCAUCGACAUCACCUCGACCAAGUUCAAGGGCGCCAACAUGCUGAAGCAGCAGCGCAUGGUCAACGCCGUGCUGGGCGACAUGUUGAAGCAGUGGCACGGGGUCCAGCUGCGCACCAAGGCCCCGUGA